Molecule: messenger RNA, 3777 nt
Organism: Priapulus caudatus
Lineage: Eukaryota; Metazoa; Priapulida; Priapulimorpha; Priapulimorphida; Priapulidae
Product: serine/threonine-protein kinase PLK4-like
Exons: 19
Coding region: 127-3342 (1071 amino acids)
Biological process (GO): protein phosphorylation
Molecular function (GO): protein kinase activity; ATP binding; protein binding
Source: RefSeq, a predicted model, not a curated record
UUCACCCGCAAAUUUAGAAAUCUCAAAACAAACAAAACAUGCAUUUAGAAUAUGUAAUCAAAUCUUAAAAAGUAGUUUACGCGAUUUAUAUUAGGUCAAGAAAAGCGUAUCGUCAUAUGGGCUAAAAUGGCUCCUGGAUCAGCUGGAUUUGGUGAUAGCAUCGAGCACUACCAGGUGCUCAACCUUUUAGGCAAAGGAGGAUUCGCAUGUGUCUACAAAGCAAGAUGUCUCAACACUGGACAACUCGUAGCAAUCAAGAUGAUAGACAAGAAGCUUAUGCAAGCUUCGGGAAUGGUUACACGUGUACGGAAAGAAGUCGAGAUACAUUCCCGGCUCAAGCAUCCUUCAAUACUUGAGUUGUUUACGUACUUUGAGGACAACAACUAUGUCUACCUGGUGAUUGAGAUGUGCCAUAAUGGAGAGUUACAUAGAUACCUGAAAAGCAACUGCAGGGUGCUCUCUGAGGAUGAAGCGCGGCACUGUGUUCGUCAGGUCGUGCAGGGAAUGUUCUAUCUACACUCACAUGGCAUCGUGCAUCGUGACCUCACGCUCGCAAACCUGCUGCUCACCCGUGACAUGAACGUUAAAAUCGCCGAUUUCGGACUAGCGACGCAGCUGAGUGUCCCCGACGAGAAGCACUUCACCAUGUGCGGCACGCCAAACUACAUCUCACCGGAGAUAGCUAGCAGAGGCGCGCAUGGCUUGGAGGCGGACGUGUGGAGCCUGGGAUGCAUGCUCUACACCAUGCUGGUCGGCAAACCUCCAUUCGACACGGACGGAGUGAGAACGACGCUGAAUCGUGUUGUCGUGGGCAACUACGAGCUUCCAACAUCUCUCUCGUCGCAGGCGAAGAAUCUCAUACAGGCGCUGCUGCGUAAAAACCCAAAGGAGCGGCUUAAGCUGACAGCCAUUGUGGACCAUCCAUUCAUGAAGAUGCAUGGGAUGGAAGAGAAUAGUAGAGGCCGGAGGGCAGUAGAACAUUCCAUCGACAGCGGACAGGGAACGAUGUCAACCACUACGACACAUACAUCAAGUUCUCGCUCACGCCCUCUAGCGGUACAUCCGCCAUCUAACCUACCGACCUUGACCUCAUAUUCAGAUGAGCCACAGUCUACUCACAGCCAUAGAUCACAUGAUAGGUGGAGUUCUCACGAGCGAUUGAGAGGGCACAGCGAGGAUAAAACCUGCAGACAACCACUGGCACAGGUCAACAAUCGAGGGUCAACGUCCGGUUCAGCAUAUAGUAGACAUCCACCUUCACCACCUGUCAGGUUGAAAUCAAGCAACAAGGAAAAUCGUGCUCCCUCCAGCAGUGAAGCAUUUCGCUCUCCCCUCAUGUCUGUUGAGGACAUCCUAAAGAAGAUCAACACGUCCCUGUCAUCUGCCAGCCUCGACAAUCGCUCCACACACUCGAAGCACCGGCUCGUCGCCGACGACGACAAGGGAGGCUCCAUCUACAGGCCGCGUUGCAACGGUGACGCAGAUCCCCACCGGUCCCGAUGUGCCGUCGACGCGUCGUCUCACAGUCGCCAUGACGAUCACAUGAGUGAGAUGAAGCAGGCCGGUGAUUACAGUGAUGGUAGACAGGUGCACGCGACGACACGGCAGUGGGAGACAAAUUCCCGGGACGGCCGGCAGGCGACUGGUAACAACACCCAACGUGCGCCCUCCUCCUCUGAUAAGCACUCAGCGGAAAGCGGGGAUCCAUGGACGAAGAACCGGGAGACGUGUGCCCAGGAGGAGUCCAGGAGUCGAUCCCUGCUCCGGGACACUUCCAAUCGCGAUCACGCCAGCGGCGGUCAAUUGUCUCGAGACGUAGGUGGCGCCGCGUUUGGUGGCAGGAGGCGGGAGGUGUCCCGGGAAGGCAUGCUAGCCGUCAGCACUCAGGAUCCUCUCCCGUCCUCGUGCGACGCUGCGACUGACCGGAUUCUUCCCCCGACGAGGACGGGAUCACCCGCCGAUGUUUCUGCCAGAUGCGCCGUCAGAGACGAGCCACCAGGGGGCGGCGGCGACGUGGGUCUGAAAGGCAUGACGUCACCGCUGAAUGCGCGGCGCCUGCGGCCGACUCGCCAGCGCACGAAGAACGCCAUGGUAGGCAUCAAUGCUGCUGCAGACACAAUCGCAGAUACAAUUACCCACAGAAUGCCAAAUUACUGGAGUCGGUGUGACGUUGCCACGUUUAUUUUUGUGACUCUUGUUGAAUUCUUGUUACUGAUUCCACUGUUCUUCCCAGAUCAUGUUGACGGUUGUAGUGGGUCUUCAAAGUUUAUAGGUGUCAUGGCUGCUGAUGCCAUCCGACUUGAAUACUUGUCUUUCACAAUCACCAUUAAUCAUCCCAACAAAGGCAAGGGGGUGUUACUGGCAGAUAAGCCACCUAGUCCACCUCCCAGCUCCCCGACCAGCAAAUUUCAGUAUGCAAGUCUGCCCAGUAAACUAUGGAAGAAGUAUAUCUACGCAGCCAGAUUUGUGAAACUUGUACGAGCGAAGACACCCAAGGUGACCUUCUACAGCAGCGCAACCAAGUGCAUGCUCAUGGAGAACUCCCCUGAUGCAGAUUUCGAGGCUUGCUUCUAUAAUGGUGCAAAGGUGACACAGACUGGGACGAAGACCAAGAUAAUAGAAGUGGAUGGGCAGCUGGUGACAGUGGAGUUAGAUGUUCACUCGUUGUCAUCGCACACCAGGGGGCUCUACGAUCACACAGUUGAGUGUCGGCAGCACUGUAUGGAUGUGGAGUCGGCACUCGAACACAUCCAGCUGAGGACCGGCCAGGACUGCUUUCCCGUCAUCGUCGGGCGUCGGCCGACCCCAGUUCACCGUGGCGAUGACAUCAAUGCGAGAUGUGGCAACAACAGAACAUCACUGGUGGAUACACGGCGAUCCAGCCGAAUUCAGACCUCUCCUAGCAUAGCGUUGCCCACAAUGAGAUCAUUCGAGGGCACAAUUCUCAGCACAACAACGACGCAAAACAAUGGAACGCCCUCGGUACCCUCGCACCUCGCCGACAAGAGAGUGCUGCCACCUGGCGAUGAAAAGGGGCGCCACCAAUCGCAGCACUCCGGUAGCGCGCAGCGGAGACGGUCGUUGAGCACAAGCAGAGUGGUCAGACAAGUGUUUGUGCCGGACAUCGGCUGGGCCUCCCAGACAUCUAGCGGUGAGGUGAAGGUACUGUUUAAUGGAGGAACGCAGCUGAGUGUGGAGGCAUCCAGUGCCAUGGUUACGUACACCGACUCGUCUGCCAUCACGACCAGGUACGCGCAGGGAGACAAGCUGCCGGAGCAUGUUCGUGUGAAGCUGGCCCAGAUGCCCAGCGUCGUUGACCUCCUUGUUAAUUCUCCUGCGUGAUCGAUCACAUGACUUCGCAUUUAUCAAACCAUCGCAGCAUCCAUGUUAGGAGUUACCCACGGUAGUUAACGUACGUGCCAGGAGUUAUCACGAGGGUUAAUGUACAUCAGGCACGGUAGUUAUUAUAAUGCUAGCAGUUAACACAAUGCCAGGAGUUAGUACUAGUAUCUAAAUAGUGUGUAAUUAACUAGAAUUAUUGUAUGUAUCAUAUAUUUUAAUGAAUGUCAUGUCUUAUUAUUGUUGAAUGCACAAUUUUUUUAGAGUAAUACGUGUUAGCUAGUGUGGGUACAAUGAUUGCCAGCGUAAAACAUUGCAUUUAUAUAGAUUUGACAAACUGUUUGCGCUAUGAAUUUUUGUUACAUUAAAAAUGUAUAGCAUUUUUGACACAAAAGGCAUUUUUAAAUUAUUUGCAAUUAAAUGUCUAUUAUAAAACCA